UCAUGUAAACGUUAUCUAUGCUUGAAGUACAAUUCCUACCAUGCAAUGGACACCGAAAUUUGGGUGAAAAUUCGACUUUAUUUGCUUGAUAUUGAGGAUAUCACGUUGAUAGCUCUACCCCAAAAUGGACCUGCUGCUGCAAAUGGACAAUUUCGAUAGCACCAUAGAGGAUUGGGCUACAUAUAUCGAGAGACUUGAGCAGUAUUGCUUUGCUAACGAUGUAGAAGGUGAAAGAAAAGUGGGGGUACUUCUGGGUGUAAUGGGAGCUAAAACAUAUAACUUGCUAUGUACCCUUACAGCACCGACAAAGCCAGAAGAGAAGACCUUCAAAGAGAUUGUAAAUGCGUUACAGACUCAUCUAAAUCCAAAGCCGCUGGUCAUAGCCGAACGUUUCCGAUUUCACAAACGGAAUCAGCAAAAGACAGAGUCAAUACCGGAGUACAUUGCGGAGCUCCGCCAGCUCUCGCAGUAUUGUCAGUUCGAACAGGGAUUGUCGGAUGCGCUCAGAGACAGGCUUGUAUUCGGGUUACACAACGAGAGCACACAGAAACGGCUCUUAUCAGAAAUAGAUCUGACAUUGGCGCGCGCAUUGGACAUAGCCAUAUCAAUGGAAACUGCCGCAAAAGAUGCAGGAGAGUUACAGAGGAAAAAUACAGUGGAAUGCACAGUGAACAAGUUUAACACCCGACGUCAAGAGAAAUCACAGGCAUGCUUUCGGUGUGGUAAAAAGGCACAUGACCCUGUCGAUUGCUGGUUUAAAGACAAAGACUGUAGACAAUGUAACAAAAGAGGACACAUACAGAAAAUGUGCAAAUCGAAGCAGAGUGAAAAAAAGUCACCCAAAACAGGAAAGAGAGACGGAAAAGUGCAUCAGGUUACUGAAACUGAUUCAAAUGACUCUGAUGAAGAAGACAUGUCAUGUCUUGACCUUUUCUCUCUUAAAGAGACAGAUCGCAAAAUAAUCUGUGUGACACCUGAGGUAGAGGGGGUGGCACUAAAAUGCACAAUGUUUGACAGCAAGGACAGCAGUUUACAUACAGAUAGACAAUUGCGUCAGAAAACGUUGGAGAAAGGGAAGGAAAUGGCCACAAUAUCUGAUGAUGAUGGUGGUGUUGAUGAUGAUGAUGACGAUUAUGAUUAUAACGGUGAUGAUG
Messenger RNA from Salvelinus sp. IW2-2015, 1154 nucleotides. NCBI's taxonomy places the organism in Eukaryota, Metazoa, Chordata, Actinopteri, Salmoniformes, Salmonidae. The record is from RefSeq and is a predicted model, not a curated record.